This is a messenger RNA of Closterium sp. Naga37s-1, 1659 nucleotides long. The record is from the annotation of a GenBank genome assembly. NCBI's taxonomy places the organism in Eukaryota, Viridiplantae, Streptophyta, Zygnematophyceae, Desmidiales, Closteriaceae.
CUACGUGGGCGGAUUCCUCUUCCUCAUGUACAAGCUCUCCUUCCUCGAGGCUCUCAUCUUCGGAUCCCUCAUCUCCUCCACCGACCCCGUCGCAGUGCUCGCCAUCUUCCAGGACGUGGGAGCCGACACGAAUCUCUAUGCGCUUGUGUUUGGCGAGUCUGUGCUCAACGACGCGCCUACAGCAGACCCAACUGGUUCCUCUCUCUACCUCUUCCAACCGCACAGGACUGUGAUGACUAUCAUUCGCAACCCUGCAGCAGACCCGAGCAUAUCGGCUGCAUUCCAAUACGCCGCCAUCACCUUUGCAGGCUCCACCUCUAUUGUCUGCACAACCUCGAGUGCUGCCUCAUCGUUCUCUUCCCGUACAUCUCCUAUCUGGUAGCGGAGGGCCUUGCUCUCUCAGGCAUUGUUGCCAUCCUCUUCUGUGGGAUUCUCAUGAAGCGGUACACCUUCCCCAACCUCUCCGAGGUGGCACAGGUCCUUUCUGCUGGCUUCUUCCAGCUCAUUGCCUCCAUCGCUGAGACCUUCACCUUCAUCUACAUGGGAACGGAAAUCGCUCUGGGGGAGCACCAGCGGUGGGGGCACAUUAGCUUCAUCUUCUUCUCCAUCAUCUUCAUAGGUGUAGCAAGGGCCGCGAAUGUGUUUCCGUGCGCACAUCUCAUCAACCUCUUCCGCCCUCCCUCCAAGCAAAUACCUGACAGCCAUCAGAAGGCGCUCUGGUUCAGCGGUCUGCGAGGAGCCAUGGCAUUUGGGUUGGCCCUGCAAGCAACUCAUGACCUGCCCAACCACAGCCAUGGGAGGGCGAUUUUCACCACCACGACCGCCAUUGUCAUGGUCACUGUGAUUCUUCUGGGUGGCAGCACGUCCACUGUGUUGGAGCGGCUUCGUGUGACGGGGGACAGAUACAGCCAGUUGAGACAGCCGGAUGACACAUCGGAUGAGGAAGAAGAGGAAGGCAGUGGCAUGAUGCACGGCCUCAUAGAUGCACAUGAGGACACACAUGGGAGCGCGCGCGGCCAUGGGCAUGGUGAUGGGCGUGGGGGAGGGCGAGGGGGAGGGCGAGAAGGAGGGCGAGGAGGAGGGGAGCCGAACGGGGUUCCGUUUUUGCCCCAGAAGUUGGAAUCUGCUGAUGCUUAUUCCCAGCACCAUGUCAACAUCCUGCCAGAAAACCCUUCCUUUGAGGAUCUCGAUUCGAAGUACAUCCGACCGUUUUUCACUGCAGAGCCGGCACCUGAUACACGGCGCAGGGAGGGUGGAGGGGCGGACAGGGGGAGUGAGAGGGGCAGAGGGGGAGGAGUGGGAGGGGGAGUGGAAGGGGGAGUGGAAGGAGGAAAAGGAGUGGGUGGGGGACCGGGAGGAGUGAGGUCACCUCAAAUCACCUCCCCACAGAGGAGGGGCGAUGUUGGUGGCGGUGGCGGUGGCGGCCUUUCGGGGAGUUUAUUGGAACGAAGGAGCUCUUUCCGGUCUGGUUCGCCCACUUCACACAGCGCACAGAGAGGUUCGGGAGGAGAGGGAGGUUCGGGAGGUUUGGGAGGGGGGUCACCAGAAGCCACCUCCCCACGGAGGAGGGGUGAUGCGGUAGGGCCAUUUGGGAGUCCGCCGGAUAAAAAGGGUAUUUUCCAGCUGGGUUCGCCUGUGCCUGUACGUGGUGCUCGAUAA